Blepharisma stoltei is the source of this 1126-nucleotide messenger RNA. NCBI's taxonomy places the organism in Eukaryota, Ciliophora, Heterotrichea, Heterotrichida, Blepharismidae. The record is from the annotation of a GenBank genome assembly.
AUGCUUGAGCUCUUAUGUGAUAACCCAGAAAUUCACGAUUUUUUAGAUCAAUUUCCGAAGUAUCAGUGGCGAAAAUGCAUAGAAGCCAGCGUUGUGGUAGGGAUUAAUAGAAUAAAAGAAAAGCACUCAGUAGUUACAUAUGAAACAGUAUUGCAAGAAGCAGGAUUUCAUGACAAAAAGAAAAAAGAUAUUGAAGAAGCUUUAGUGAAUAUGAAAAAAGACAUCCUAAGGAUAUCAAGUAAAGUUGAUAACUUGGAAAGUCGGCCAAAAACUAAUGAGAAGCUUAAUGAAAUAAUUUUACAGCAGAAUUCUGAGGAUGUUGGAUGAAAAUCUAAACAAAAUUUAAAACUGGGGAACCAGGAUACAAACUGUAUGGAUCCUUCAAGGAGCUCGUCAAGAUCCAAGCAAAAUAUAUCGGGGAUUCAGCAAAAUGCUACAAGCACCGCAGCAAUGAAAAUUAGCCAUCACCAGCAUAAUAAUGAGACGAAAGCUCAAAAGAAGUCUAAGCUUCCAAAAUACCUAGCAAGUCCCAAUAGUGGGCUAAAAGGCGAAUUUCAAAAAGAUGAGCUGCUAUAUAAUAGUAAAGGUGAAAUUGAAUCGCUAACAGAACCUCAGGAAUUAACAUGGGAGAGUCCAACCAAAAAAUUACGAGAAAUUAAAGGAAACCAAUUGCAAAAACCUUCAAGCCAGUAUAGAUGUGGAUCACUAUCCUCAUUUAGCUUUUCUCUAGACUUGAAAGAGCCUGAGACAUGCCCAAUAGAGCAAUUACAAAAUUACGUGAGUUCAAAGAACCUCCCGAAAGCUGAAAAAAUACCAAUUUUAAAAAAUAAGCCUCAAGAAAGCACAAUGCUUAAAAUCGCUGACGAUUUUUUAAAAAAUCCGUUUACUUCAUUUCUGGCUAAAGAGUCUUCAACUGUACCAGUUUCUCCUCAAGGAUUUACAAGUGCUUUAUCAUCUCCUUCUAAUAGGUUCAGAAUUCCUAAUAAAGAAGAAAUGCAAUACAGAUAUUAUACCUAAAUAAAAUCAAUAAAAAUAUUUCUACUGGUUUAUCCUUAUCCUAUUUACUAUUUGAGAAUAGGCUAGCGAAAAGUAAUAGGAAAUUGUAUAAUUACUGAAAAUUGUAUAA